AUGAGCAACAUACAAAUAGAAAAACUCUUUAACUUGCAUAGAUUACCUGAAGGAAUUGCAUUAAUUCCCAUCAUCCUCUACUUUCCUCUUGGAUUUGUUCUUGCUGUUGUGCGAUUCUUUAUUGGAUUACAAACACUUCUUAUAUCAUGUAUUUUGCCAAGGUUUUCACCUCUCCGAAGCUUUGUACUUCGAGUGAUGUGUGCUGUGCUGGGAUUUAUUGUCAUUGUGGAUGAACAUAAACGAAGAGAUGAGAAAGCCAAAGUUAUUGUCACUAACCAUGUAUCAGCUUUUGAUCACUUUACCACAGCCCUAAUAUAUCCUAGUGUUUUGCCCAGCAUCUGUGAGCUAUAUCCUUUCUUGGAGUGGAUCCUUGGAUGGAGGGAUUUUGGUUUCAAACAAAACAAGGAAUCUUUUUUGAAUAAUAUUAAAGGAUUUUGUAGCAAUUCCAAUAUUCCCUUAUUGGUUCAACCUGAAGGUACUACUACUAGUGGCCGCUAUGGUUUGCUCAAGUUCUGCACUUGGCCAUUUUCUCUUGAUUUUCCAUUGCAACCUAUGACGUUGCAUGUAUCCAGACCUCAAAUUUUUCAAAUUGCUGUGACAACUUUGAAUAGCCGAUGGUGGGAGGAUCUGUUCUGGUGUUUGUUUGUUCCAGUCACUUGGUUCACUAUAAGAUGUUUACCAGUCAUGGAAAAACCCAAAUCUGUUUCCGCUGAAGAAUUUUCUGAGGAUGUGCGGCAAAAAGUUGCAGCUGACUUACAAUUGAUCACCACUGAUUUCACUACAGCUGACAAAGCUGAACUACAAAAAAAGCAUUUUCAUAACAGAUUUAACUGUUUGAGCCGUCCCCAAGCAUCUGCUGCUGAGCAAGAAGACAGCUUGCUUAAAGUUGAUCCUGAAAUGCAAAAAAUGAUCAGUCAAGUGAAGGAUGUUCUCCCCAAUGCCACUGUGAAAGAUAUUGCACAAGACCUUGCUCAAACCAAAGAUGUUGACAGAACAAUUACAAAUAUUUUGGAAAAAGAUGUAAAGAAUGAAGCAGCCACCAGCCAGUCUGCUGACACUACAUCCAGCAACCAUACUUCACCAAAUGCAUCAUCAUCUUGUGUGACACCUGACAAUGUGUACAAAGCAAAGUCAUUUUCCAAGAGUGGUGAAGAACGGCAAAAGUCAUUGGAAGAACGUAAGCGACAGAUGCUGGCAACUGCUCGGCAAAGAUAUAUUUCCAAACAUAGCUUCAACUAA
This is a messenger RNA of Acanthosepion pharaonis, 1239 nucleotides long. Lineage: Eukaryota; Metazoa; Mollusca; Cephalopoda; Sepiida; Sepiidae. The record is from the annotation of a GenBank genome assembly.